This is a messenger RNA of Archocentrus centrarchus (flier cichlid), 1852 nucleotides long. RefSeq names its product sodium- and chloride-dependent GABA transporter 3-like. The transcript has 15 exons. Gene Ontology annotation, biological process: sodium ion transmembrane transport; nitrogen compound transport; amino acid transport. Gene Ontology annotation, molecular function: gamma-aminobutyric acid:sodium:chloride symporter activity. NCBI's taxonomy places the organism in Eukaryota, Metazoa, Chordata, Actinopteri, Cichliformes, Cichlidae. The coding region runs from base 71 to 1852 and encodes 593 amino acids. The record is from RefSeq and is a predicted model, not a curated record. Gene Ontology annotation, cellular component: plasma membrane; cell projection.
AGAGCUGAAUGUUGGCUGUUGCAUAACCACACUGAUGACUGUGUGGUGAUUUUUGUACCAGGGUAAUGAAAUGAAGGCAGCACAAGUUCUUCAUCUUGAAAUGAACAAAGGAAGAGCAAAGGAAAGUCAGAAGAUUGCUGGAGACAGAGGACAGUGGGCCAGCAAAACAGAAUAUCUUCUGGUUGUUGCAGGAAAUGUGGUGGGCUUGGGCAACGUGUGGAGAUUUCCUUAUCUUUGCUACAAGAAUGGUGGAGGUGCCUUUCUGCUGCCAUAUUGUCUCUUAGCCAUGGUGUGUGGGAUACCAUUGUUCCUAUUAGAGUCUUCAAUUGGUCAGUACAGCCAAGAAGGAUUUAUCACCUGCUGGCAGAAACUGUGUCCACUGGCACAAGGAAUUGGAUAUGGAUAUUUCAUAAUGAAACUUUACGACUUCAGCUACAUUUUAAUCCAAGUCUGGGCUCUCUUCUACCUGGUGUUUUCUUUCCGCUCCCAGCUCCCCUGGGUCAGCUGUGAGAACACCUGGAAUACAGCUAAUUGUCUUGGCCUUCAUUCAUCUAACGGGACUGCAAAUCUAACCAACACCACCUCUGCUGCAGUCGAGUUCUGGGAGCGGCGGAUGCUGGCCAUGUCUGCAGGUAUUGAAGAAAUGGGCGGUGUUAGGUGGGAGCUGGCUCUUUGUUUACUGGCCAGCUGGGUGUUCUGCUACUUCAGCAUUUGGAAAGGUGUCAGAUCUUCUGGAAAGGUAGCCUAUUUCACAGCCUCAUUUCCUUAUGCGAUCCUCCUGAUACUGCUCAUUAGGGGCUUGACUUUACCUGGAGCAUGGGAAGGGAUUUACUUCUACCUGUAUCCAGAUGUGAACCACCUGGCUAACCUUCAGGUCUGGAUUGAGGCAGGAUCUCAAAUAUUCUUCUCCUACAGCCUGACGAUGGGGACUCUAAAUGUUCUGGGCAGCUACAAUGAUUACAACAACAACUGUUACAAGGACUGCUUUUGGCUGUGUCUGCUGAACAGUGGAACCAGUUUUGUUGCUGGAUUUGUCGUCUUCUCUGUACUGGGAUUCAUGGCAGAGAAACAGGGUGUUACUGUGGACGCUGUGGCUCAGUCAGGUCCAGGGUUGGCCUUCAUUGCGUACCCUCAGGCUACAGCGAUGAUGCCUUUGCCGCAGUUUUGGACUAUCUGCUUUUUCCUGAUGCUCAUUUUGCUCAGUGUCGACACACAUUUUGUGACAGUAGAGUCUGUUAUCACCUCUGUCAGCGACUUGUUUCCGACAUUGUUUCACGCUCCAGUGAGGCACGAGAUCUUUGUCCUUGCCGUCUGUUCAGCCUUCUUUCUCAUACAUCUGACCUUGGUCACAGAGGGAGGAAUUUACAUAUUCCAGCUUAUUGAUUAUUACGGUUGCACCAGAGCCUGUCAGGAUUUUAUGGCUGUUUGUGAGUGUGUGGCUGUAGCUUGGAUUUUUGGUGCUGAAUGUUUUUCUAACGUCAUUGCGGACAUGGCAGGACAGAAACCAUCUGCCUUCUUUAAUCUGUGCUGGAGAUACAUCAUUCCCCUGCUGACAUUUUCUUCCUUCAUCUUAUACCUUGUUGAUUACCAACACCUCACAAUUAAUGACGGGUACGUUUACCCUGACUGGGCGUACAAGCUAGGAUGGGCCAUGACUCUGUCUUCUGUUCUCCUUGUACCGCUGUGGGCUGCGGGACAGAUGUAUUUAACACCAGGCACCUUCAGACAGCGUUUGCACGUCCUUUGUCGUCCUACUAAAGCGUCAGUGAAGCAGACAGAAAAUGGAGCAGUGAAACAAAGUGGUGACGACUGCAAAGCUGAGGACCUCUGCAACGAAUGCACAGCUCUGUGA